AUGGCCGACGUAGAAAUGGAAAUCGACAACCCCCCCUCCCCCUCCGCCGCCCAAACAACAGGCGGCGCGCCCGCCCGCAACGAGUCCGAGAUGCAGACCCACGGCCGCGCCACCGCCGUCCGCUCCAUCGAGGGCUGGAUCGUCAUGGUCACCAACGUCCACGAGGAGGCCGACGAGGAGACCAUCCAGGACAAAUUCGGCGAGUACGGCGAGAUUAAGAACCUGCACCUCAACCUCGACAGACGAAGCGGUUACGUCAAGGGCUACGCCCUCAUCGAAUACGCAACCCUCGCCGAAGCCCGCGCCGCCAUCAACGACGCCCACGAGACCAAGCUCCUCGACCAGACCGUCUACGUCGACUUCGCCUUCGUCCGCCCUCCCCCCGGCGGCAAGGGCGGCGCCAACGCCCGCGGCGGCGCGAGGGCCCAGAACCGCGGCCGCGGACGCAGUCGUAGCCGCAGCAGGAGCAGGAGCGCCGAGAGGGAUGCUGGCGGUGCCAAGGACGGUGAAGAUAUCCAGUGA
Molecule: messenger RNA, 522 nt
Organism: Colletotrichum chrysophilum
Lineage: Eukaryota; Fungi; Ascomycota; Sordariomycetes; Glomerellales; Glomerellaceae
Exons: 2
Coding region: 1-522 (173 amino acids)
Biological process (GO): RNA splicing
Cellular component (GO): cytoplasm; exon-exon junction complex; nucleus
Molecular function (GO): mRNA binding
Source: RefSeq, a predicted model, not a curated record